CUGACUAUGACCUGGACUAUGAGUGCUAUCAGGAGGACCUCUAUGACAGGAUGUAUGACUACCAGCGCGUGCCAGCUUCCCUACCUCCCCUGUCCCAGGGACCUAGCCUGGCCAAACGACCCCGCUCCUCCUCCACUUCCUCUGGGCACAGACGUAGCCGAGACAGGCCCCCCUCCAAGAGCUCRAGAGCCCACUCCACCAGCUCCAACAGGGCCAAGUUGCGAAUGGAGGAGCUGCAGGUCAUUAAGAGGGAGCUGACUCUGAUAAAGACACAGAUUGACGGGCUGCUUGACAACCUGGACAGGAUGGACACACAGAGGCAGGACCACACAGGGUCUCCCGUGAGGGAGGGCAGUUUGGCCGGGUCACGGUACCCCCCUCCGCCAGCAGCGGUGGACCGCUCCCCCCCCCUGUCCCCCCACGCCGCUGCAUCCAAGAGAGAGCCCCGAACUCGGGGAGGCCAGCGACGAUGA
Salvelinus sp. IW2-2015 is the source of this 473-nucleotide messenger RNA. NCBI's taxonomy places the organism in Eukaryota, Metazoa, Chordata, Actinopteri, Salmoniformes, Salmonidae. The record is from RefSeq and is a predicted model, not a curated record.